AAAUAUAAUCUUCAAUUGGUUCUUGAUUUUAUUGGAGUGCAUCGAUUAGUUUAUGUUUUGUUACAUUCGUGAGUUGCAUUUUCCGCCCGUGGCAACUUUCGUACCAUCAUGAAAAUCCAUUUUCGCGAACAGUACUGCUCAAACGGGGAGGAAAUUCUCUACGUCACCCCAGACCACCAAGAUACUGUAGUACGGGUUACGCUGAAAGGUGAACGACCAUCGAUACGGAAGCGUUUUAGCAUAAAACGAUUUUUUCAGCAUCUAUUCCUGCCAGUCGGAUAUCCAGACAGUGUGAGCAGCGAUUACCUGUCGUACCAAAAGUGGGACACGUUGCAGGCGUUCUGCAGCACAAUAAGCGGAACCUUAACUACACAUGCCAUUCUGAAAGGAGUCGGUGUGGGAAGCGACGCGGUCAACCCACUUUCGGCAACCGUUACAUGGGUGCUCAAGGACGGUACGGGACAUUUGGGAAGAAUACUGUUCGCAUGGUGGAAAGGCUCGGAAUUAGAUAUCGAUUCCAAAAAGUGGCGCAUCCGCGCGGACAUACUGAACGAUGUAGCGAUGGCUAUUGAUCUGUUCGUGCUACCAUACUAUCCAAAGGCGACAACAUACAUUCUUUGCGCAACAACUACCAUGAAAGCAAUAGUCGGUGUGGCAGGUGGAGCAACGCGGUCCGCACUCACACAGCACCAUGCCAUACGGGGUAACUUGGCGGAUGUAGCAUCGAAAGAUAGCGCCCAGGAAACUUGUGUCAAUUUAAUCGCCUCCUUCGUAGGCCUAUUCCUUCUCUCGUACCUGCAAAAUCAGAAGAUUUUAUAUGGUUUAUUCGCCUUCGUGACGCUGGUGCAUAUUUAUGCCAACAUCAAGGCAGUGAAAUCGGUCUGCUUGCGUACGUUCAAUGAAGCACGCUAUCUAAUCGCACUGGAGGAGUAUUUUAAGUCAGGAAUGAUGCUGUCACCCCAGCAAGUCAAUAAGCUGGAAAGAGUUACCGUAGGUCAAACGGUAUCCCUGACGGCUCGGAUCAGGAUCGGAUGCUCCGUGCGAGAGCUGACCGAGUUUUAUCGUAAUUGUUACGAUUUAGAAAACUGGAUGGCAUGUUUUGAUUCGCGGGAAAAGUUUCUUAUAGCUGAAACGCGCCACUAUGUCGGCGUGUAUCUGCACUUUACGGUAAAACCCUUGGAUAUCAUUAAGUGCUACUUUUAUGUUGCUUCCUAUCUGCAAGACAAAAGCCAACUGCGCGAUCGCUACUGGGAAAUACAAAACAAGUGGAACGAGUUCCUCAAUCUUGCCCAGUGCGAAGGAUGGAACGUGCAGGCCCAUUUGCUCAAAACCGAUGAGUAUCGCCUUGACUGGAGGAUAUAGACCACCGAUCCGUAUCGUAGUUACCCGUCCGGAUAUCUGCUCCCAGCAUCAUACCGAUUAGAUUACCGUUUAUCAUAGGCCAGUCCAGGUUUCGCGCUCUUGGACUGCUCUCAUAAAAAUAUGGCACUCAUGAAACGUAUGUCCUCCAUCUCCAACAAUUCUCCCCAAAAAGAAAACAAAACACAGGACCAGUAGCCGAGUGCCAAAAAGUAAGGAAACGGGAAUAUAAACGGUGCACCACAACGACAUCAAACAACGAAACAUUUUGUUCUAGUCAGUACGAAGUUAGGUAGUGAGAGUACAUGUCUCAAUGACACGCACGCACUUUUUAGGACCAAACUAUGUAAGCACAACGGCAAUCGUAACUCGCAUGCUACACCAUAGUACUAGACAAAUCCAUUUUUUCCAGCGUAUCAGCGCCAGCAAGGAAGCGAUUUUAAGCAAGUUAGAGAUCCCUAUGGGGAAAAACACGCAAAUGAUAGAAUUGUUCGUCGGUAUAGAAAAGAUCAGUGUUUUAUAGGAACAAACAACCAUAGCUCAACAGUUCGACACCAGCCGUUUUAAGCAAAUGUAGCAUACAGGAGAAUCGUUUUAAACCUCCAUUCAAUACAACGAGUAUCUUGUGUAGGGAGUUUUCAUCAUAUCAAACGAUAACGAGGCAAAGUUUUUAGCGUAAUUUUUCUAACAUAAUUCUGCUAUUUUAUUAUCCGCCGUAGUAGGUACGAUUAGCGCAUUCAAAAGCACAAUUUAAAUCAAUUAUAAAAGCUUACGUUGCCGCACGCUUCGUAUGUAAAAUGGGAACAUGAGUAAGUUAAACCACCGGAAACUGUUUCGAAUUUUAUCUGGUUUUAAGCAAUUGCAAUGUGGCAACACAACACACAACUCAACACUUUACAUUCCUAAAUAAUGAUAUGUUCCAAAGGAUUGUUAAACCACUGCACAGUCGACAGUAUGAUAAAGAAUGGCACAGUUUUUAUGCAUUAGGCUUUUUGUGGCACAAUUUGUAAAAGUUUUAAACGAAGACGAAAUACGCAAGAGCAGCAGAGUAUCGAUUCCAAACCUAAACCGUCUACAAAUGUAUGCUUCACUGCUGUGAUAAAAAAUUAGCUCAAUUGAAACUUGUUCCAGUUUUGUCUCGGUUAGCUCGGAUUUUCAAUAACAGCUUUACAUUAUGACAUCCUAAUGCUUAGUAAACAACGUACUGGAACUAGAAGGUACUUUUUGGUUCGUUUUUUGCACUAUUGUUCCGUUAACGUUUGGGCUCGGAUAAGUAAAUUAGCCAGCUUACGUUGCAAUUUGAAAAUAGAAAUUUUAUCAAUCGGUGCAUAACGUAGAUUAAUAAUCGCACGAAAC
Anopheles moucheti is the source of this 2715-nucleotide messenger RNA. RefSeq names its product RUS family member 1. The transcript is spliced from 5 exons. Bases 109 to 1362 code for a protein of 417 amino acids. Lineage: Eukaryota; Metazoa; Arthropoda; Insecta; Diptera; Culicidae. The record is from RefSeq and is a predicted model, not a curated record.